CAUGUUCUCCAAAGGAUUUCUCAGGCUUGAAAUCCAAUACAGGAGUGAUUCCAUUCUACCACUAUGAAGAAAAGUGGUGUUCCUCUCCUUUUGAGUAUCAUCUUCCUGACUCUGAUUGGAGUUCAAGGAGCCCUAGUAAUGAGGAGUAGACGCUGUUCCUGCAUCAACACCAGCCAAGGGGUGAUCCAUUCAAAAUACUUAAAGGACCUUAAACAGUUUGCCCCAAGUCCUUCUUGUGAGAAAACUGAAAUCAUUGCUACAAUGAAGAAUGGAGAUCAAACAUGUCUAAACCCAGAUUCAGCAGAUGUGAAAGAACUGAUCAAAGUGUGGGAGAAACAGGUCAGCCAAAAGAAAAAGCAAAAGAAAGGGAAAAAAUAUCAAAAAAACAAGAAAUUUAUGAAAGUUAAAAAAGCUCAACGUCGUCAACAAAAGAAGACUACCUGAGCGACUACUUUACCAGCAAGUGUUUUGUGUUAAAAAGAUGCUUUUUUAAUUAUGCUGAAAUAAUUCCAAAAGAGGAUUGCACCUUAAUACACAAGCUCGUUGAUUUGACUAGAAAAUGUAAAGCAUUAUUAUGAAAUUGUAAUUAAAGCUAGAAAGUUGCUUUUAAAAAUCUACAUGUUAAGAAUUGUUAGAAGCUAUAGUUUGUCCUUGUUCUUCCACCUCGGACCAAAUGAAUUGCAUCAUGCUUAAGACCACAGUCUUAGUAACGCCCACAUCUGGAUUCACACAGCGACAUCCCACACACAACAGCUGCCUUGGAGAUUAGCCGUAGGCUUCCCAGGCCACACACUGCAGCCUCCAGAGAGUAUUCUGAGGCACAUGUCAGCAAGCCACAGCCUGGCAACAUGUUGGUAUGCCAAGCAGCUUGGAAUGGAGCUGGACCUCACCACGCUGCCAUAGCCAUCAGCAUCUGUAUUUGAAUCAGCCUGUGGGCCUCACAAACAGCAUAUCUGAGAGAUUCGUGCUGGUUGUUUCUAGUGAAUAGCACUUGGCUUUCAGAACCUUCUGUCUGAUUUUGAGGCCGUAUGACUUCAUCUUGCCUGCCCAGGCUGACCCCUUUAUUCCUUAUCAUUCCACUUUGCUUCAGCCAAACCAGUUCCUCACUCAUCCUACCACAACUCAGUGCCUGCCCCCUCUACAACACAGGUCAUGCUCUCAUUCACCUGAGUCUACUGCUUUCUCACUCUUUCCCCAGCACUCCCCAGAAAUGCCUCCUUCUCUUCACUCAUCCUCACUUGAUCCAGUCUUCAAGGCUCAAUUUAAUCCUGCCUCUUAAAGCCUUCUGAAUACAUGGAUUACCUUAAAACUGCUAUUUCACUUGUGUUCAGUACCAUACAGGUGAGCACUUAAUUGUUUUCUAAUUAUUUUUUGUAUGUUUCUCCCUCCAACAAAAUUUUCAGUUCCUUGAGGGCAGGGGCCACAGUGUAUUUCCCUGAAUCUACCACCCGUGCCUAAUGUACUGUGAAACUAGGUUUUGAAUAAUUUCUUAAUUGCAGUUUCUGCAGGUAGGAGGGCAAUCAGAUCAUCUCCUCAGAGCAGGAUCUGGCUAUUUAUUAGCUACUCCAUAUACUCCCUGGUAACAUCUUUUAUAGUCAUUAUCUUCAGGCCAUUAAAACUUCAGGGACUGAGGGUGAUGCAACAUCCUUGUCUCAUUAUGACAGGAUGUUAACUUGGCCUCUCCAACAGAUAAGAAGGAAAUGUUUAAAUCACUUGUGGAUAUUCUGAACUGUUUUCAUUAAAUAUACAACAUACCUAGAAUCAUAGAAUCUGACAAUGAGAAGGGGCUUUAGAGAUCACCUAGUGUUCAGCACCCCAAUACAAAUAUUCCUUUAAUACCAUUCCUGACAAGCCUCAGUCUUCUAUGAUCUGACAAGAAAGCCACCAAAUCCCUUCUGAAAACUCAUUUUAGGUAAAUACGAAUUUCAUUGUCUGUUUAGCUUGUUUCAAAGUUUGUAAAGUACUGUGAUUAUUGAUUACCACACCAGCUCUCAUGAAGAAAGCAGGUAUUAAGUUACCAAGAACUAGAGGGAGCAGUAGAUCCUGUUAGUGGAAGCGUGGUUGGUACCCAGUUAGCCUCUGCAGGGAUUGGAAACCCUCUUAAAGAUGAUGUUCCAUGAACUGUGUAAGAGAGGAUGUCUUUGGCCAGAAUUUAAAUUUAUGCCUAUUUCUCAAACGUUGUCACUCCUUACAUUGCAGAGAUUUUCAGUGCUGCCCAGUGGUGAUCCCAGUGUCUUAUCUAGUCAUGAAACUCUUUAGCUUCUUCCGUGUAACUCCCCUGAAAAAUCUAAAUGUUUCAUAAUUUGGGAGUCUGUGAUCUACUUACCUUGCAUCUCACAGGCAAAGUGGACAGUGUAUACCCAAAGACCACGUGUUUUGACCAAGUAGCUAUGACAUAUAUAUACAUGACAAUCAUUUACCAUUUAUAUAUGCAUGUAUACUCUCUAAGCAAAUAAUCAUGUUCAAAGCAAUAUUGGCAUAUAUAUCCUGUACUUUGAAAUAUUUCCUUUGUUGAAAGACAAUGCUAUCAAUAAAAGGACC
Messenger RNA from Camelus dromedarius (Arabian camel), 2541 nucleotides. RefSeq names its product C-X-C motif chemokine ligand 9 (gene CXCL9). The transcript is spliced from 4 exons. Gene Ontology annotation, molecular function: chemokine activity. Lineage: Eukaryota; Metazoa; Chordata; Mammalia; Artiodactyla; Camelidae. Gene Ontology annotation, cellular component: extracellular region. The coding region runs from base 64 to 444 and encodes 126 amino acids. The record is from RefSeq and is a predicted model, not a curated record. Gene Ontology annotation, biological process: defense response; chemotaxis; immune response.